AUGCGAUUCCAACGAUCUAUCCGCCACCUCCUCGUCCUCACAUUUGCUGCAAUCAUCGUCGCCGAUGCACUCCCAGUCGAUUCAACUAUUGAGGAGAGGCAAAUCCCAUCUCCUUCAAUCGACAACCCUCUCCCAUCCAUCUCCCUUCCCACCCCCACUGGAGUUAUCCCCACUGGAAUUACCCCUACCGGAAUAGCCCCCACCGGAAUUAUCCCCACCGCGGGGCUGCCUAUAACUACAAUCCCUACGCUCCCAGGAGCCCCAGAACCCCCUAAAGUUGGACCUCCGCUUGCGUUGUAG
Molecule: messenger RNA, 300 nt
Organism: Cyclocybe aegerita
Lineage: Eukaryota; Fungi; Basidiomycota; Agaricomycetes; Agaricales; Hemipholiotaceae
Source: the annotation of a GenBank genome assembly